CACUCGCUCCUCGCUCCUCGCUCAUUCACUCUCUCAACCUCUCUCUCUAGGUUUAGGGUUGGGCUUAUCCCCAAAUUUCCUCAAAUCUUUCGUCGUAUCUCAAAUUUUGCGACAAUCGAAUUCGAUUCCACCAUGGACUUAAUGAAGAAAAGAAAGCUCGAAGAGAAUGGUCUUGUACAGUCCGCGGACCCCGAUUCAACCACCCAUCUUACACUCGACGAGGGCCGCAAGCUCAUUGAGCGAUUCACACACGACCAACUCCUCAGCAUCCUUCAGCAGGCCGUGGUGCGGCAUCCGGAUGUCCUCGAUGCAGUCCGGUCGAUCGCCGAUCCUGACACUGCCCAGCGGAAGCUCUUUAUUCGUGGCCUUGGCUGGGAAACCACCAACGAUUCCCUUCGUAGCCUCUUCUCCGCCUAUGGAGAACUUGAGGAGGCCGUGGUUAUACUCGAUAAACAGACUGGUAAGUCGAAGGGGUAUGGUUUCGUGACUUUUAAGCAUGUAGAUGGGGCUCUCCUUGCCUUGAGAGAGCCUUCUAAGAAGAUUGAUGGUCGCGUGACGGUGACGCAGUUGGCGGCUGCUGGGAAUUCGGGGAAUAAUUCGAGUGCUACGGAUAUUUCAAUGAGGAAGAUUUAUGUGGCUAACGUGCCGUUUGAGAUGCCAGCUGAUAAGCUGUUGGCGCUUUUUGCAUCGUACGGGGAGAUCGAGGAGGGUCCCCUUGGUUUUGAUAAGCAGACUGGGAAAUCGAGGGGUUUUGCUCUGUUCGUUUACAAAACACCAGAGGGAGCACAGGCGGCCUUGGUUGAGCCGGCGAAGAAUGUUGAUGGCCGGCAGUUGAUUUGCAGGUUGGCUAUUGAUGGGAAGAAAGGGAAGUCAGGACCUGCACAGGUUGGGACCGAUCCUGCGCAUCCAUCAGGGAAUUCACACGCAGAUGGUAUGGGGAUGGUGCCUCCUGGAGGUUCCAUGCAUGGAUCGUAUGGCGGGGCUGGCGGAGCAGGCGGGCCUGGCGGUAUGGGUCCUUAUGGUGGUUUCUCUGGAGGGCCUCCUUUAGGCCAUCAUCAUAUGAACCAGCCAAUGGGUGGGCCGGGUUUGCCAUCCCAGGCCACUUCUAACUUGGGUGUUGGUACUGGUGGGUAUGGUGCUGGAGGGCUAGGUGGGCCAUACGGAGGGUACGGCGGGAGUGGGUCGAGUGGAUAUGGUGGGUUGGGCGGUGGCGGUGUUGGCGCGGGUGCUGGUACUGGUAGUGGGUUGGGCGGUGUUUCAGGUGCCGGGUCUUCCUUGUAUCGGCUGCCGCCAAACUCGGUGGGCAUGUCUUCUGGUGGGUAUCCAGAGAGUGCGCAUUACAGCUUGUCCUCUACCUCUGCCUUUCCAAAUCAGCAUCUCCCGGAAACAGGGAAAUCCCCGGUGCCUAGGGUUCCAUCUGGAGGAAUGUACCCAAAUGUGCCCUCUUACUACUGAGAGGUAAAUCAUGCAUAUAUCCGCAAUAUGUCCAAGGAAUAGACAAUGACAUCAAAGAAGGAAAAAUAGUUUUCUUCUGAUCUAGGAAGUGGCAAUUGAUGAAGGGAAUUUUUCAUAGUUUUCGAAGGCCUUAGCUUUUAUAUGAAAGCAAUAGGUGGUGUAACUUUUUGUUCAUCAUGAAAGCAGAAUGAAUGGAAAGAAGUUUGCAAAUUUUUGUGUGGGGUAAGUAGAGAGAUUUGUAAUUGUAAUGGGGGUGCAAGUUUCCAAUAUCCGAGACUAACACUCCACAAAAGGAGCUACGAUCCACUUGUUUUAGCAGAUUGGUAACUCUCUGGAGUGCAGUAUCACACCGCUUGGUGCUGGCGCGGCAAGGCAAAGCAAAGCUAGGAACUGUUGCUAUUGGAUCAAUCCCAGAAAAGUAGCUUUGAGAGGGAGAUAGAGGUUUAGUUGGAGCUUUGGUCUCGGGGCGAGAGCUUGAUCAAUUCUUCAGAAGAAAUACCAAGGCUGCCAUCCUAUUGCAGGCCGGGAGCAGCUGUGGGGGGGUCUCAUGUAUGAGCUGCGAAAUUGGGGCUAGUAGUGAUUGUUGUAGUAGAAAUGAUGGUUAGCAGAUUCUUUCUUGUUGACAGUAAUUCUUUGCGGAUGAAUAAAACUAAUAAUUCUUUGAGUUACCA
This is a messenger RNA of Tripterygium wilfordii, 2126 nucleotides long. Its product is annotated as UBP1-associated protein 2C-like. Gene Ontology annotation, molecular function: RNA binding. Lineage: Eukaryota; Viridiplantae; Streptophyta; Magnoliopsida; Celastrales; Celastraceae. The transcript is spliced from 2 exons. Bases 133 to 1455 code for a protein of 440 amino acids. The record is from RefSeq and is a predicted model, not a curated record.